GCCCGCCGGAUGCCGCACAGCUUGGGGGCCGGGCGGGAGGUCGCAACUGCACAGUCCUGACGGGGCGCCCGCCCGGAACUGCUCCAGCCUCUCGGUCCCGGCAGCCGGGCUGGUGACCCGAUGGAGCUGGGGGGCUGAGCGACGCCACGACUGGGACGCAGCCCCUCGGAUCUACCUGCAAAGCCAGCCGACUGCGUCCUAGCCGUCGGCUGGAGGAACGAUGGUCACAGAGACCGAGGCCGCGGGGCUCCGCUCACCCGCCUGCCCCUCCAGCGCCCCCGACCCGCGCCCCGGGGAAAACGCAGCUCGGCCGGAGUUCGCCCUGAAGGCGCGCCACGCCCCCUCCCCAAUCUGAGCCUCUCGUGGCGGCGCCGGGGCGGGAACAGCACCGCAUCCCCGUUCCAAGCAGAAGCGGCCUCUGCGUCCUCUCGCUCGGACCUUCGGCGUUGAGGAAAGCGGAUUUGAAACCAGGAGUCUGGGCGGACGUGGGGAGCUGGCUCCGCAGGAGCGGUCGCGGCGGCGGCCCCGGGAGCCGCGGGGCCGGGGGAAGCGCCCAGCGGACAUGGGUGAGCCGGCCGUCGGGCGGCGGGGAGCGAGCUGAGCGCCCGCCCGAGCCCGACCUCCCGGGAGAGCUGGGAGGGAGUCCGCCCGCGAUCACGGCCGCCCGGCGCGGGGUCACCCCGGGGGCCUGGCCAUGGCCUGCCGCGGCUGCGGCUGCGGCCCGGGCCACCUGAACGAGGACAACGCGCGCUUCCUGCUGCUCGCGGCGCUCAUCGUGCUCUACCUGCUGGGCGGCGCGGCCGUCUUCUCGGCCCUGGAGCUGGCGCACGAGCGCCAGGCCAAGCAGCGCUGGGAGGAGCGCCUGGCCAACUUCAGCCGCCGCCACAACCUGAGCCGCGACGAGCUGCGCGGCUUCCUCCGCCACUACGAGGAGGCCACGGAGGCCGGCAUCCGCGUGGACCACACCCGCCCGCGCUGGGACUUCACCGGCGCCUUCUACUUCGUGGGCACCGUGGUGUCCACUAUCGGGUUUGGGAUGACGACUCCCGCGACAGUAGGAGGCAAAAUCUUUCUGAUCUUCUAUGGCCUCAUUGGGUGUGCAAGCACCAUCUUGUUCUUCAACCUCUUCCUGGAGCGGCUGAUCACCGUCAUCGCCUACAUCAUGAAGUCCUGCCACCAGCAGCAGCUCCGGAGAGAGGGGGCCCUGCCCCGGGAGAGCCCCAAGAACCAGGGCCUCUGCAGUGCGGUGGGCGGCCUGGCGGGCUGGAAGCCCUCCGUGUACUACGUCAUGCUGAUCCUGUGCCUGGCCUCCCUCCUCAUCUCCUGCUGCGCCUCGGCCAUGUACACCUGCGUCGAGGGCUGGAGCUACUUCGACUCCCUCUACUUCUGCUUCGUGGCGUUCAGCACCAUCGGCUUUGGGGACCUGGUCAGCAGCCAGAACGCCAUGUACGAGAGCCAGGGCCUCUACCGCUUUGCCAACUUCGCCUUCAUCCUCAUGGGCGUCUGCUGCAUCUACUCCUUGUUCAAUGUCAUCUCCAUCCUCAUCAAACAGUCGGUGAACUGGAUCCUGAGGAAAAUGGGCAGCGGGUGCUGCCGGCAGUGCCGGGGCGGCCUCCCGCGGGCACGCAGGAACGCGGUCAUGCCAGGCAACGACCCCUCAGAAACGGGCGGGGUGAUGGAGAGCGAGGCGGGUGGGCGGUGCCCCUCGGAGGAGAUGAUCUCCAUGAAGGACUUCCUGACCGCCAACAAGGUGUCGCUGGCCAUCCUGCAGAAGCAGCUGUCCGAGUCGGCCAACGGCUGCCGCCUCCAGACGGGCACGCAGCCUCGGGACAGCGAGUUCUCAGGGGGCGUGGGGGCCUUUGCCAUCAUGAACAACAGGCUGGCAGAGACCAGUGGGGACAGGUAGGACCGAGGCGGCCGAGGGGAGAGCGGCCGGGAGAGGAGCGUCACCGAGCUCGGCUCUGCCCGUGGCCGGGCUCGUCCUGGGCCAUGCCUCUGGCUUCUCGAAGCCUGGCUUCUUUGGGCUCCAACAAACAGCCGGCUUUCAGGGCCGCGGAAGCUGAAGCCCCGAUGCCUUCCUCCUUAUCUUUAUUCUUUUCAUUUAAAUUCAGUCUUUUAAACACAAAUCAUAGAGCAGCCCAAGACGGUGGGCUGUUUCUUUGCUCUCCUGCUCCAGGGUUUUAACUAUUUGCUGGAGAGGGGGGGAGGGUAAGCCUUGAUCUCCUGCCGCUCUGACCUUCCUGUGGAAAUAAAACCCCUCCAGGUCCUGAUUUCCUCCUGGAAACCCGCAUGGCCUCCUUCACCUCCUCCCUCCCCGGCCCGUCAGCGCGAGCAGGGGAAGCGUGCGGCAGGUCUGGGCUCCGGCCGCCUUCAGAGCAGGUUGCUCUGCGGUGCCACGGCCAAGGCCACCAUCUGUUUUAGUCUAUACCUGGUUCCCUGCUUUUUGCUUUUCCUUUUUUUUUUUUUUAAGAUCUUAAUGUUUGGCCAAAAGUGUCUUUGGGACCUCCGUGUGCUAAGAACAUGAAAUUCAGCAGCGAAGAGGUGGGGGAGCCUCAGCUUUGAGACUAAAGAAUACGGUUGGACAUUCUCCCUGUCCGCGGGCACGGGGACCACUUCCUUCUUACCAGGCCUGGGGGCCCAUGGCGAAGAUCAUGCCUGACUAUUUGUUAGAACUGGAAACUCAAUAAA
Molecule: messenger RNA, 2688 nt
Organism: Myotis daubentonii (Daubenton's bat)
Lineage: Eukaryota; Metazoa; Chordata; Mammalia; Chiroptera; Vespertilionidae
Gene: KCNK13
Product: potassium two pore domain channel subfamily K member 13
Biological process (GO): stabilization of membrane potential; potassium ion transmembrane transport
Cellular component (GO): plasma membrane
Molecular function (GO): potassium ion leak channel activity; outward rectifier potassium channel activity
Source: RefSeq, a predicted model, not a curated record